Purpureocillium lilacinum is the source of this 1506-nucleotide messenger RNA. RefSeq lists its product as uncharacterized. NCBI's taxonomy places the organism in Eukaryota, Fungi, Ascomycota, Sordariomycetes, Hypocreales, Ophiocordycipitaceae. The record is from RefSeq and is a predicted model, not a curated record. Gene Ontology annotation, cellular component: membrane. Gene Ontology annotation, biological process: transmembrane transport. Gene Ontology annotation, molecular function: transmembrane transporter activity.
AUGGAGGGGAGAGGAGCCACCCACGGUGACAAUGUAGACCAGGAGAAGCAAGCCAUCGAGUACGCUCAUGUCGACGCCGCCAAGGAUAAUGUCGACAACGAAGUGGGCAAGGUUAAUACCCACGAUGAAUUUACACCCCAAGAGCAACGCAAGAUCAUCCGGCGUAUUGACCGUCGACUUGUUGUAACUGUCGGUGCCAUGUACUGCGUCAGUCUCAUGGACCGGACAAACAUGAGUGCGGCCAACAUAGCAGGCAUGAGUGUUGAGCUCGACCUCCACGGGUAUCGAUAUAAUAUCGCAAACCUCGUCUUCUUCAUUCCUUACAUCAUAUUUCAGCCUCCAUCUACCGUUCUCGUCCGAAAGCUUGGCCCACGUGUGCAUCUAGCGGGAAUCACCCUUUUCUGGGGCGCCGUCAUGAUUGGCAUGGGCUUUGUCAAAGAUUUCGGCCAGCUUGCUGGGCUUCGGGUUAUACUCGGUCUGCUCGAGGCAGGCUUCUUCCCCAGCUGCGUCUAUUUACUCAGCACGUGGUACACGCGGUACGAGGUCGGAAAACGCUAUUCACUCUUCUACUUGCUUGGCUGCGUCGCGUCGGCAUUCUCUGGCAUCCUAGCCUACGGGCUCAUGCAACUGAACGGACGAGAAAACCUUACAGGCUGGCGAUGGAUCUUCAUUAUCGAAGGCGUGCUGACGUGCGCCCUAGCCAUUGGCUGCUACUGGUUGCUGGUUGACUUCCCAGACUCAAAGAGAACGUCGUGGAGCUUCUUGGGUCAGCGUGAACGCCAAUGGGUCGUUGACCGCAUCCAAAGAGACCGGGGCGACUCCAAGGUGCCGCCAUUCAACAUGAGGAAGUUCCUUGGCGGUGGCGCUGACUGGAAGAUAUGGGCAUACGCCAUGAUCUUUCUCAACACCACGACCAUGUCGUACGCCCUGGCGUAUACAUUGCCACUUAUUCUCAUGGGGAAUAUGGGUUUCAGUGUCGGCGAGUCUCAGUGCCUCGUGGCGCCACCAUACGCAUUUGCUGGCAUCGUCAUGUUCCUGACUGGAUACUACGGCGACAAGUUCCGCUUCCGGGGGCCCAUCAUCAUCUUCAACAUGAUCCUCUGCCUCAUCGGUCUUCCCAUCAUGGGAUGGCACAAGGAUGCGGCCGUGCGGUAUUUCGGCGUCUUUCUCGUCACAGCAGGAGCCAAUAGCAACAUUCCCGCAACGAUGGCAUACCAAGCCAACAAUGUCCGCGGCCAGUGGAAGAGAGCCUUCUGCAGCGCUACACUUGUUGGCUUUGGUGGAAUUGGUGGCAUCGUCGGCAGCUUGGUCUUCCGCGAGCAAGAUAAGCUCACUGGCUACAAGCCGGGCAUGUACACUUGCAUUGCCUGUUCCCUCCUGUCGAUCAUCCUCGUCAUUGUCUGUGACCUGGACUUCCGGAGGCUGAACAGGCUGGCCGACCAAGGCCAGAAAACACUGGAGUCCCACGAUGAGGAUGCCUCGACCGAUUUCCGGUACACGUACUAG